AUGUUGGGAUUGCGGACGCCAAGAUCAUUAUUCGAGAUUCUCAAACGCGAAAGACAGGGGCUUGCAGUAGAGCUCUGGCAGGCCCACAAUGAGAAUUUGCGCCUCUACCAUCAGUCCUACGAAUACUUCUGGGCUUGGCAAGAAGCCUACUGGAACACUCAGUACCAUUAUUCAUACAAUUUCUAA
Messenger RNA from Penicillium chermesinum, 186 nucleotides. RefSeq lists its product as uncharacterized. NCBI's taxonomy places the organism in Eukaryota, Fungi, Ascomycota, Eurotiomycetes, Eurotiales, Aspergillaceae. The record is from RefSeq and is a predicted model, not a curated record. The transcript has 3 exons. Bases 1 to 186 code for a protein of 61 amino acids.